Messenger RNA from Amphiprion ocellaris (clown anemonefish), 2686 nucleotides. It is a transcript of the gene gfm1, whose product is annotated as G elongation factor, mitochondrial 1. Gene Ontology annotation, cellular component: mitochondrion. The record is from RefSeq and is a predicted model, not a curated record. Lineage: Eukaryota; Metazoa; Chordata; Actinopteri; Pomacentridae. Bases 118 to 2361 code for a protein of 747 amino acids. Gene Ontology annotation, biological process: mitochondrial translational elongation. The transcript has 18 exons. Gene Ontology annotation, molecular function: translation elongation factor activity; GTP binding; GTPase activity.
UUUCACAACCAGCCACCAGUGGAGCUCCGGCGUGACAUUCACCGGGGUAUCAGAGGAGUUGGGGUCGUGUAAUAGCAACAGUACGAACACCCUGUGCUCGACCAAGCUGUUGUCAAGAUGAGGGUAUUAAAAGCGGGUCUGUCUUUAGCCAAAACGCACCUUCUGGCCCCGGGAAGCGUCACACUUAAAAAGGUGCUGAUCAACAGCUGCCGGACAUGUUCCUCCGGUGUUUUCCCCAACGAGAGGAUCCGUAACAUCGGAAUCUCAGCUCACAUCGACUCGGGGAAGACCACCCUGACCGAGCGUGUCCUCUACUACACCGGCAAAAUAGCGGAGAUUCACGAGGUGAAGGGGAAGGAUGGUGUUGGAGCCACUAUGGACUCUAUGGAGCUGGAGAGACAGAGAGGCAUCACCAUCCAGUCAGCUGCUACAUACACUGUGUGGAAGAAUCACAACAUCAACAUCAUUGACACACCAGGUCAUGUGGACUUUACUAUUGAAGUGGAGCGAGCGCUGCGUGUGCUGGACGGAGCUGUGUUAGUUCUGUGUGCAGUGGGAGGCGUCCAGUGUCAAACCAUGACCGUAAACCGACAGAUGAAACGCUACAACGUCCCCUUCCUCACUUUCAUCAACAAGCUAGACCGAAUGGGCUCCAACCCCAACAGAGCGCUGCAGCAGUUGAGAUCUAAACUGAACCAUAAUGCAGCCUUUGUGAACAUCCCCAUCGGCCUGGAGGGGAACAUGCGUGGCAUCAUUGACCUUGUGGAGGAACGGAGCAUGUAUUUUGAAGGGCCGUUUGGUCAAACUGUCCGCUAUGAUGAGAUCCCGGCAGAUUUUCGUGCUGAGGCUGAAGAACGGAGGCAGGAACUGGUGGAGUGUGUCGCUAAUGCUGACGAAGUCUUGGGAGAGAUGUUCCUGGAGGAAAAGAUUCCAACCAACGACGACCUGAAGGCUGCAAUCCGUAGGGCCACAGUGCAGCGUCUCUUCAGCCCAGUGUUGGUGGGCACUGCUUUGAAGAACAAAGGCGUGCAGCCUCUGCUGGACGCUGUCCUGGAUUACCUGCCGAACCCCACUGAAAUCAAAAACUAUGCCAUCCUCAAUGAUGAAGAGUCCACAGACACAUCGAAGAUUGAAAUGAACCCUACAAGAGACUCUUCAAACCCUUAUGUUAGUCUGGCCUUCAAACUGGAGGCUGGGAGGUUCGGUCAGCUGACGUACAUAAGAGUGUACCAGGGCUGUCUGAAGAAGGGAGAAUACAUCUACAACACACGCACAGGCAAGAAAGUCAGAGUUCAGAGGCUUGUGCGUCUCCAUGCUGAUCAGAUGGAGGAUGUGGAAGAGGUUUAUGCAGGAGAUAUCUGCGCGCUGUUUGGGAUUGAUUGUGCAAGUGGAGACACUUUUACAUCUAAAACUAACGCUAACCUGUCGAUGGAGUCAAUUCACAUCCCAGAUCCUGUCAUUUCCAUGGCCAUGAAACCAGCCAACAAGAAUGACCAGGAUAAAUUUUCUAAAGGUAUCAACCGUUUCACCAGGGAAGAUCCCACGUUCAGAGUGCAUUUUGACAGUGAGAGCAAAGAAACCGUCAUCUCAGGCAUGGGCGAGCUGCAUCUGGAAAUCUACUCCCAGAGAAUGGAGAGAGAAUACAACUGUCCCUGUGUGAUGGGGAAACCCAAAGUGGCUUUCAGAGAGACGAUCACCAGUCCUGUACCGUUUGAUUACACCCACAAGAAGCAGUCAGGCGGUGCGGGGCAGUACGGUAAAGUCAUCGGAGUCCUUGAGCCUCUUGAGCCUGAGCAUUGCACCAAGAUUGAGUUUGAAGACCAGACAGUUGGAAACAACGUCCCAAAGCAGUUUGUACCAGCUGUUGAGAAGGGCUUCAGAGAGGCCUGUGGGAAGGGACCCCUGAGCGGACACAGGAUCUCAGGAGUCAGAUUCACCCUGAAGGACGGAGCAAGUCACAUGGUCGACUCCAACGAGAUGUCCUUCAUCCGUGCAGGAGAGGGCGCUGUGAGACAAGCUAUGGCGAACGCCGACACAAUCAUCCUGGAGCCGAUCAUGUCUGUGGAAAUCGUAGCACCUCAGGAGUUCCAAGGAGUCAUCAUCGCAGGGGUAAACCGUCGCCAUGGUGUUAUCACAGGACAGGAUGGAGCAGAAGGAUACUUCACUCUGUAUGCUGAUAUUUCACUAAACAACAUGUUUGGCUACGCCACAGAACUACGAUCCUGUACUGAAGGAAAAGGAGAGUACACGAUGGACUACAGCAGAUAUCAGCCCUGCCUGCCAGCCACACAGGAAGAACUCAUCCACAAACACUUAGAGGCUACAGGACAGCUGCCUGCAAAGAAGAAGUGGAAGAGCUGAACUGUCCACUAAAGUGUUCAUUAUUGGACUUUGACGCCACCCGUCUCUUAUCUUUUCUGCCCAUCAUCAGUCAGGACUUUAAAUUUAUUGAGCCAAACAAACAUGUUAUUUCUUUGUUAGUUUAACCCCCCUCCUAAUGUCUGACCUCUGCAGAAAACAUAUUUAUUAUCUUGAUUUUAGCAACGUUUCACCUCUAAACUGCAGCCAGUGUUCACAAAAAUGAGUUACAGGAAGCUCUGUGUUUUGACUUGAGCUUAUAAUGGCUUUUGUACUAUGUACAAAAUGGUCUUGAUGUAAUAGCAAAGAUAUAUAUCCUCCUUUGAAA